This is a messenger RNA of Coregonus sp. 'balchen', 4607 nucleotides long. The record is from the annotation of a GenBank genome assembly. NCBI's taxonomy places the organism in Eukaryota, Metazoa, Chordata, Actinopteri, Salmoniformes, Salmonidae.
CCAGUCCAGUUUGGCAUGUGACAUAUCUACGGGAACCCGUUGGAUAAAUUGUUCUGCGUAUGCGUGCCAAUCUGAGUUGGUGUACUGUGCAGAAUCAACACAGGACAGCAGAAUUCCAACCUUGGAACUGGAAAUUGUGUGGAAUGAGAGUGUUAAUAGGUAUGUAUAAAUGUAUAUGUCAGACAUGAUCUUCAAUAGCGUACUUAGUAACUUGUAACUGAGUGCUACAUUGGACGUAUACUAUUAGCUAGCUACAUAAAUAGUUAUCAAACAUGCAUUCUGUGGUCCCAGUUUCAUGUCAUGUGUGCGGUAACUUUAGAGAAACCACUUCAGUUUUGGUAAACUAAGGACAUUUCGUUCACAUUUAAAAAAACACUUGUAAAUGUAGCCAGUAACCUUGUUUUGUAACUGAGCAAAGUGCGCAUGCGCGUCAAUAUGACGGUUCUUUCAACGCUUAUCUUUUUUUUAUUUUUUAUUUAACCUUUAUUUAACUAGGCAAGUCAGUUAAGAACAAAUUCUUAUUUACAAUGACGGCUUACCCCGGCCAAACCCUCCCCUAACCCGGACGACGCUGGGCGAAUUGUGCACCGCCCAAUGGGACUCCAUAUUACAUUUACAUUACAUUUUAGUCAUUUAGCAGACGCUCUUAUCCAGAGCGACUUACAGUUAGUGAAUAUAUAUAUAUUUAUACUGGCCCCCCGUGGGAAUCAAACCCACAACUCUGGCGUUGCAAACGCCAUGCUCUAUCAACUGAGCUACAUCCCUGCCGGCCAUUCCCUCCCCUACCCUGGACGACGCUGGGCCAAUUGUGCGCCGCCCAUGAGUCUCCCAGUCGCGGCCGGCUGCGACAGAGCCUGGAUUCGAACCAGGAUCUCUAGUGGCGCAGUGGUCUAAGGCACUGCUUUGCAGUGCUAACUGUGCCACUAGAGAUCCUGGUGCCUUAGACCACUGCGCCACUCAGGAGCAGUGAUGCCUUUAGCACUAAAAUGCAGUGCUUUAGGCCGCUGCGCCACUUGGGAGCCUAAAACUAAAGUUAUCUGUGUUGCUUGGUGAGCUAAGAUUCUUAUGCCUAGAGUAAUUGCUGGUUGCUUAUACAGGAUCUAGAGUUUUAUUCAUAUUAUCAUCCAAAUGUCUAGCAUAGUCUGUUUUGGACUGUGAAAAAUACAAAUUUAAUAACAGCAGUUUCCCUAAUUGAAUCCAGUGGUUGUCAAACCUGUUCCAUGUAUUUGAUGUAUUCCAGAGCUAGCAUACCUGAUUGAACUUGUCAACUAAUCAUCAAGCCCUUGACUAGGUGAAUUAGGUGAGCUAGUUCAGGGCUACAACAAAAUUGUGAAACAUCUAGGGGUCCCCAAGAAGACGUUUGAGAACCACUGAUCUAAUCAAUCCAGUGAGCUUGUACUUCUCCUGGCUUGUAAUAUUGUUCUAUUCUCUCUGCCUUUUAUUUUAAUCAGGAGGAGGAUCUGGGUUUGUGGGUAGAGAGCUGACCCGUUUACUCAAGAACAAAGGUCAUGAAGUCACAAUAAUAUCUCGACAGCCAGGUCCGGGAAAGAUCACAUGGGUAUGAUUAUGACCUGACCUUUGCAACUAGUCAGUGGCAUCAUUUUAUAGCAUUUUCAUGGGCAGAGCACGCACUGAAAUAAUUGUAAUGAAUUUUCCUUUAGUACUAUAAUACAAGUAUUCCUCACUCCUACAGAGUAACCAUUCUUUAUAUUAGCAACCAUACCUGAAAUAUGUAUGCAUGAAUGACUGUAUGUCGCUUUGGAUAAAAGCAUCUGCUAAAUGGCAUUUAUUAUUAAAGUUAUUAUCUAUUGGAAUCUUUCAUGUUGACACCCAAACAUAACACAUGGUGUUACCUAAUAAACAAUAAAUAAAAAGCUAUCGCAUGCCCUUUUUGCAGGGUGAUCUGGAGUCUGGUGGCCUCCCACCAUGUGAGGGCGCUGUCAACCUGUCUGGAGAGAACCUUAUGAACCCACUGCGAUGGUGAGCAACGGAGUCCUCAUUACUUGGGGCCCUGUGUUUUGGUUAAUCAUGUCACAUGACCUGGAUUUUAACCUUUUUUAAGCCUUUUCCAGUAAUGAGAAUUAGACCAAAAAUGAAAGCAAUAGUCUUAGGAUGGUGCUGGACCAUCAGAUUUUAUUUGUCACGUGGCAAAUCCAACGGUUGUAGACUACCGUGAAAUGUUUGCUUAUGAGCCCUUCCCAACAAUGCAGAGUAAAAUACAAAAUUAGAAUUGUAACAAAAGAGGAAUAAAAUACACAAGCAUGGCGCUAUAUACAGGGAGUACCAGUACCAGAUCAAUGUGCAAGGGUAAGAGGGAUUUGAGGUAGGUAUGUACAUAAAGGCAGGAUAAAGUGACUAGGGAUCAGGAUAGAGAAUAAUAAUAAUAAUAAGAGUAAGAAUAAAAAACAGAGUAGCAGCAGCAUAAGAUGAGUGUAAAAGUGUGUGUGUUGUGUUGGUAUGUGUCAGUGUAGUAUGUGUGAGUGUGUGUGUGUAUAUAGUGCGUAUAUAUAGUAUUGUGAGUAUGCAUAGAGUCAUUGCAAGAUGGUUAGUUAAUUAAAUGGUUACAAGGACUAUUUAGGAGUCUUGUGGCUUGGGGGUAGAAGCUGUCUCGGAGCCUGUUGGUCCGAGAGCCGAUGCUCCAGGACCAUUUGCUGGAUGGUAGCAGAGUGAACAGUCUUUGGCUUGGGUGGCUGAAGUCUUUGUCAAUUUUUCAGGCCUUCUUCUGACACCACCUGAUAUAGAGGUCCUGGAUUUCAGGGAGCUUGGCCCUAGUGAUGUACUGGGCCGUCUGCACCACCCUCUGUAGUGCUUUGCGGUCAAGGGCGGUGCAUUUGCCAUACCAAGUGGUGAUGUAGUGAAUCAAUAUGCUCUCUGGUGCAGCUGUAGAACUUGAGGAUCCGAGGCCCUAUCUGACAUAAAAAGGGGACAGUUUGAUGAAAAACGCUUUAAAUACAGGUUAAUAUCUAGGUCAUGUGACAUGGUUAACCAAAACACAGGGCCCUACAAUUAUGUAUUUAUAUUCAUCAUGGACUGGACUCUCUUUCCAUACCACUCUUUGCCUCCCUCUCUCUCUUUUCUUUCUGUUUGUCCCUCUCAACCAUAAAGCAAUCUGCCCCCCCCCCUCUCAUUGGUUCUCCCUCCUCUCCAUGUUGGUACAGGUGGAAUGAGGGUUAUAGGAAGGAUCUGUUCUCCAGUCGGGUUGACACAACCACAAUUCUGGCUCAAGCCAUUGCUGGGUCCCCCAGUCCCCCUCGUGCUUGGGUCCUUGUCACAGGUGUAGGUAAGUGUCCUAGGUUCCUUGCAUAAAGUUUACAUUUACAUUUACAUUUUAGUCAUUUAGCAGACGCUCUUAUCCAGAGCGACUUACAGUUAGUGAAUACAUAUAUAUAUUUUUUUAUACUGGCCCCCCGUGGGAAUCGAACCCACAACCCUGGCGUUGCAAACGCCAUGCUCUAUCAACUGAGCUACAUCCCUGCCGGCCAUUCCCUCCCCUACCCUGGACGACGCUGGGCCAAUUGUGCGCCGCCCAUGAGUCUCCCGGUCGCGGCCGGCUGCGACAGAGCCUGGAUUCGAACCAGGAUCUCUAGUGGCACAGUCAGCACUGCGAUGCAGUGCCUUAGACCACUGUGCCACUCAGGAGACCCACUCAGUUUAAAUGACACUCACAACAUCCUUAGAUACUCACAAAACCCACUGAGUUACAAUAUUUUUACCAUAAUUGCUGGUUUGUUUGUCUCUGCCCCACAGCAUGUUACAAACCCAGUCUAACAGCUCAGUACACAGAAGACAGUGAGUGGACGCCGUUUGACCUCCUGUCAAGACUGGUGAAGGAAUGGGAGUGGGCGGGGCGUCUUCCUGAAACCAUUGCACAGAAUACCAGACAAGUAGUAAUCAGACCAGGUGAGUACUAUACAUUUAUUAUCAGAGUGUGUGUAUGUGAGUUAGAUACAAAUGGACAAUGUUAAUAUGAAUACGGUCCAUUGAAUGAGAUGGCAGUCUUUUGAGAUUUCACCAUUGAUAUCUCCUGCUCUACUGCCUUCCUCCACCAGGGGUAGUACUGGGCCGUGAUGGUGGUGCCAUGAAGCAGAUGAUGACUCCUUUCUGGCUAGGCCUUGGAGGCACGUUGGGGUCUGGCAGACAACCAUUCCCCUGGAUCCAUGUCUCUGACCUGGCUGGAAUCAUCGCUCAUGCCCUGGAGCCCUCUCCCAACACCCCCUCCUCUGCUGUCCCUCAAGUGUAUAACGGUGUCGCCCCUGCACUGAACACCAAUUACGAGUUCACCAAAGAGCUGGGCCGGGUUCUGAGGAGACCCACGGUCUUCCCUGUGCCUGGAUUUGUCAUUGAUGCCCUAAUGGGUUCAGAGAGAGCUGUAGUGCUAACCCAGGGUCAGAAAGUAGAACCAAAGAGGACUCUGGAGUCAGGCUUUCAGUACCAGUACCCAGACCUGAACUCUGCCCUGAGGGAGAUUGUUGGGAGUUAAUGUGAAACAGGAGACCUAAGGAGAUGUCAAGAGACUGAUGAGAUUAGAUUGUGACCUUUUUUCCUAAAUAAAUAUAAAAUGGACCCUGUUGUCUUCCAAAUAAAUGUUGUCCACUGCAAGAAAGGAA